AUGAGGCCGAGCGCAGAGAGGAGCAGCCCAGCGAGAUGGCGGCAGGUAUUGUUGGCUUUCCUGCUGUCUUUGUUACGAGGGGCUCUCCCGAAUCAAAUCCGCUAUUCAAUUCCCGAAGAGCUGGCCCAAAACUCGGUGGUAGGAAACCUCGCCAAGGAUCUGGGGCUCAGUGUGCAGGACUUGCCAGCCCGGAAGCUGCGGGUUAGCGCAGAGAAAGAAUAUUUCACUGUAAACCCUGAGAGUGGGGACUUAAUUGUGAGUGACAGAAUAGACCGAGAGCAGAUAUGUGGAAAGAAGCCUCUGUGUAUUCUGGAUUUCGAUACUGUCGCUGAAAACCCACUAAAUAUUUUCCAUGUAGCAGUAAUAGUGCAGGAUAUAAAUGACAACACCCCACUAUUCAAACAGAGUAAGAUUGAAUUAAAAAUUGUAGAAUCCACCAAGCCGGGUAAAACAUUUCCACUAGACCCGGCCCUGGAUUCAGAUGCUGGUCCGAAUUCACUGCAAAGAUACCAUCUUAAUGACAAUGAGCACUUUGAUCUAGCAGAGAAACAAACUGCAGAUGGACGUAAAUAUCCUGAGUUGGUUCUGAAACAUUCUUUAGACAGAGAAGAACAGAAUUUCCAUCAAUUGGUUCUAACAGCCGUGGAUGGUGGGGACCCACCCCAAAGUGGCACCACCCAGAUCCAAAUUCAAGUGACCGAUGCCAACGAUAACCCCCCAGUGUUCGUCCAGGAUAUAUACAAGGUCAGCUUGCAGGAAGGUGUGCCCCCGGGAUUCUCUGUGCUUCAAGUAACUGCUACUGACCAGGACGAGGGUGUCAAUGCAGAGAUCACCUACUCCUUUCAUAAUGUGGACGAACUAGUGGAACAGUUCUUUAACUUAGAUAAAAGAACAGGAGAAAUCACGACAAAGGAUGAUUUUGAUUUUGAAAUUGCUAAUAGUUACACUUUCAGUGUAGAAGCAAAAGAUCCUGGAGAUCUAGCAGCCCACUGCAGUAUCCAAGUUGAAAUUCUCGAUGAGAAUGAUUGUGCACCUGAAGUGAUUAUCACUUCAGUAUUUACUCCCCUACCAGAAGAUUCACCACCAGGAACUGUGAUUGCCUUGAUAAAAACAAGAGAUAGAGACUCUGGAGAAAAUGGAGAAGUUUACUGCCGCCUCUUGGGAAACGUUGAGUUUAUACUGAAAUCUUACUCGAAGAACUAUUACAAGCUAGUGACAGAUGGGCCCCUGGACCGGGAGGAGAUUCCGGAAUACAACAUCACUGUAUUGGCCACCGACAGGGGAAAGCCGCCCCUCUCCUCUAGUAUAAGCAUCACUCUGCAGGUCGCAGAUGUCAACGACAACGCGCCAGUUUUCGAACAAGCUUUCUAUUUGGUCCACAUUGCCGAGAACAACCCUCCGGGUGCCUCCAUUGCCCAAGUCAGCGCCUCGGACCCCGACCUG
Neomonachus schauinslandi (Hawaiian monk seal) is the source of this 1443-nucleotide messenger RNA. RefSeq names its product protocadherin gamma-B2-like. Gene Ontology annotation, molecular function: calcium ion binding. The record is from RefSeq and is a predicted model, not a curated record. Gene Ontology annotation, cellular component: plasma membrane. The annotation marks the transcript as partial. The transcript has a single exon. Gene Ontology annotation, biological process: homophilic cell-cell adhesion. Lineage: Eukaryota; Metazoa; Chordata; Mammalia; Carnivora; Phocidae.